Molecule: messenger RNA, 1406 nt
Organism: Aedes aegypti (yellow fever mosquito)
Lineage: Eukaryota; Metazoa; Arthropoda; Insecta; Diptera; Culicidae
Product: actin, indirect flight muscle
Exons: 2
Coding region: 109-1239 (376 amino acids)
Biological process (GO): mitotic cytokinesis
Source: RefSeq, a predicted model, not a curated record
AACGUUCCCGGGAAUGCUCAGUCUUUUCUCGGUCGCGACACUAUCUAGCUGCGAUAACUUGAUUCUCAGUGCAUAACCGGGUGCAUAUUAGGUGCAUAAGAAGCAACGAUGUGCGACGAUGAUGCAGGAGCACUUGUUAUUGAUAAUGGUUCUGGAAUGUGCAAAGCGGGCUUUGCGGGAGACGAUGCCCCUCGUGCCGUAUUUCCUUCGAUCGUUGGCCGCCCUCGACAUCAGGGUGUGAUGGUCGGUAUGGGUCAGAAGGACUCAUAUGUCGGCGAUGAAGCUCAAUCGAAGCGUGGAAUCCUCACUUUGAAAUAUCCGAUCGAACACGGUAUCAUCACGAAUUGGGAUGAUAUGGAGAAGAUCUGGCAUCACACCUUCUACAAUGAGCUGCGAGUGGCUCCUGAAGAACAUCCAGUCCUGUUGACAGAAGCUCCACUCAACCCUAAAGCAAAUCGCGAGAAGAUAGCACAAAUUAUGUUUGAAACUUUCAAUAGUCCAGCAGUGUAUGUAGCAAUUCAGGCUGUACUUUCUCUCUACGCAUCUGGCCGUACCACGGGUAUUGUUUCUGAUUCUGGUGAUGGAGUUUCCCAUUGCGUUCCCAUCUUUGAAGGAUUUGCACUGCCUCACGCUAUUCUCCGUUUGGAUAUGGCUGGUCGUGAUUUGACAGAUUACCUGAUGAAGAUAAUGACUGAACGAGGAUACUCUUUCACUACUACCGCUGAACGUGAAAUUGUUCGUGAUAUAAAGGAGAAACUAUGUUACGUAGCACUGGACUACGAACAAGAGUCGUUAGCAGCUUCGUCAUCAUCUUCGCUGGAGAAAUCUUAUGAGCUUCCUGACGGUCAAGUCAUAACCAUUGGAGCCGAGCGUUUCCGCUGUCCAGAAGCUCUAUUUCAACCAUCGUUCUUGGGCAUGGAAACGGCAGGCGUACACGAAACUGUAUACAGCGCUAUCAUGCGUUGUGAUGUAGAUAUUCGGAAGGAUCUGUACGCAAACAUUGUGCUGUCCGGUGGAACUACGAUGUAUCCUGGUAUUGCUGAUCGUAUGCAGAAAGAGAUAACCGCCGUUGCACCAACUACCAUCAAGAUCAAGAUCAUUGCACCGCCGGAACGAAAGUACUCGGUAUGGAUUGGUGGAUCCAUUCUGGCUUCUCUGUCCACUUUUCAGUCGAUGUGGAUUUCAAAACAAGAAUAUGAUGAAUCCGGUCCUUCUAUUGUGCAUCGUAAAUGUUUCUAACAUUGACAUGGUACUAAACUUUGUGUUUUUAAAAAUUAUUCAGGUAUUUCUGUACAUUAUGAGUACGGUACGUUAUGUUACGUAAAUGCUACAAUUUGGAUCGAUUAUACUGUAUUACUGCAUACGUUUUGAUGCUCUAAUAAAUUGCAUUAAAUAUUACUAGCUGA